Plenodomus lingam JN3 is the source of this 873-nucleotide messenger RNA. RefSeq lists its product as uncharacterized. Gene Ontology annotation, biological process: poly(A)+ mRNA export from nucleus. NCBI's taxonomy places the organism in Eukaryota, Fungi, Ascomycota, Dothideomycetes, Pleosporales, Leptosphaeriaceae. The record is from RefSeq and is a predicted model, not a curated record. Gene Ontology annotation, cellular component: nucleus.
AUGCCAGAAUACACCAAAAUGAAGAACGCCGAACUGGAGGCCCUCCUCAAGGAGCGUGGCCUGCCUCAUACCGGAAAGAAGGCCGAAAUGGUCGAGCGCUUGCAAAAGGACGAUGACGACAAGACCAACUCGAAGCCUGCUGCUAGCAACGAGGAUGAGAUUGACUGGGACGAUGAGGUUGACGAAGAUGAUGCUGCUGCCGCUCCGGUCGCCGCAGACGCGCUUAAAGAAGGGGUAGUCACCACCAACGAAGAGACCAUCGCCAACGCUGGGGGUGAAGGUCAGCCGACAAACCCGCAAGCCGUUCCCAACCAAGUCGCCGACAUUGACCCUGCAGCCACGGAUGAUCUCUCUGUUCAACCACCUGCAGAAGGCGCAGCUGAGGCCACCACUGAAACCAAGCCAGAAGAGUCCAAAGAGCCUGUCCCCGACUAUUCGAGAGGGCUCGCGGCCACCAACCUUGACGAGGAGAUUGAGAAGCGCAAGAAGCGGGCCCUCAAAUUCGGCACCAAGAUCGAAAACGACGAAGGUCUCAAGAAGCUCGAGCGCGCCAAGAAGUUUGGUGAGGUUGGUCCCCCUCAAGGCCUCGAUGAAGCUCUCCCAGAGCGCAACCGCAAGCGAGGCCGUGAGGGUGGUGACCAAGCUGGCGGCAACAAGCGUCGUGACGGAGUUGGUCGUGACCAAGAUGGUCGAGGCGGCGGCCGUGGAGGACGGGGUGGACGCGACCGUCGUGACAACAGGGACCGCAAGGGCCGUGACAACCGCAGGAAUGAGAACACGUCUGGCGGGGGUCAAGGCACAAGCUGGAUGAGCGAGAAGGAUCGGGCAGCUGCAGAGGCACGGAGAGCCAAGUUCGCAAAGCCAGCUGCUUGA